UUUCUAGACCCGCCCCUGGGUGGCGCGUGUGUCAGGUUAGUAUUAGGGACAGGGAUUCAGAUGUCUCAUUCUCAUAUAGAGCUCUUAGUAAGCAGUAGCAGUAGAUUCAGAGGACACCGGGUUUGUUCAACAGGCGCAGGGAUGCCCGAUGCUGGAACAAACAUGGGUACGGACAGCGGGAGGAUUUUCGGGAUGAAAGCUAAGGCUCUCGUAGCCACAGAAAACAUUUAUCCUUCGUCUCUAAACAACGGUCCUCCAGCUGACAUCCUCCGAAACUUUUACCACACGAAAAGAGUUGGGAAUUAUCUGAUCGGGAGGAAGCUGGGAGAGGGGUCGUUCGCCAAAGUGCGAGAGGGGCUUCAUGCGACCACCGGCGAGAAGGUCGCGGUGAAAGUGAUUGACAAGAGAAAGGCCAAAAAGGAUUCGUAUGUCACAAAGAACUUGCGGCGUGAAGGACAGAUUCAGCAGAUGAUCCGACACCCACACAUCACCCAACUGCUGGACAUCCUGGAGACGGAGAACAGCUACUACCUCGUCAUGGAGCUCUGCCCUGGUGGAAACCUCAUGAACCACAUUUAUGAGAAGAAAAGGCUGGAUGAAAAAGAAACGCAGAAAUACGUACGCCAGCUAGUCAUGGCAGUGGAGCAUCUGCACAGGGCAGGAGUUGUUCACAGAGACUUGAAGAUUGAAAACCUCUUACUUGACGAACAGGACAACAUAAAACUGAUCGAUUUUGGCCUCAGUAACUGUGCGGGAAUUCUGGGAUACUCUGAUCCCUUCAGCACACAGUGUGGCAGCCCAGCAUACGCCGCACCAGAGCUUCUCUCAAGGAAGAAAUAUGGGCCCAAAGUGGAUGUCUGGUCAAUAGGGGUGAACAUGUACGCCAUGCUGACUAAUACCCUACCAUUCACUGUGGAGCCAUUUAGCCUGAAAGCUCUGCAUCAGAGGAUGGUGGACAAAGAUAUGGACCCUCUACCUCCAUCUAUCUCUUCAGCUGCCGUCAAUCUGCUGAAGAGACUGUUAGAGCCUGACCCCGACAAGAGACCCAACAUCCACCAAGUGAUGACCGACUCGUGGCUGCAGUUGGGCAACCCUCACACUGGAGUUCCUUACUUAAAUGGAAUCCACAUUGAGGAUAUCAAUCAUACGGUUCUGCUCCACAUGACUGAAAAAAUGGGCUACAAACACAGUGAGGUGCUGAGUGCGGUGCUCACUAACAAAACUUGCCACACGCUGGCUGUCUACUUCCUCCUCAACAACAAAAUGAAGAGACUCUCAAAAGAGUACAGGGAGAAACAGUACAACAUGCAGAAAGAGAAAAAGAGCGAGCUGUUUCAGACCCAGGGGAGGAAGCACAUUGAGAAGAUCACGAUUCCACCCAAGCAGACACCCGUCUAUCUCGCUGUGAGCCCCACCAAGGAAAAGAAACAAAGAACUGGUCUUCUGAAAGCUGUGACUGGAGGUUUUAAAGAUGUUUACUCAGGACGUGGUGGUUGCAUCACGUCCUCCUCUAUGGUGCUGGAGAUCCACCCCCUGUUCCCGAACAACCCGCAGCCAGCCCAUCCUACACCCGAGACCCAGCCGCCCCAGAAAGAUAGCUCCAAAUAAUCCCCAAAAGCUGUCAACAUCCUCGCUCGCCCAGCUUCCUCCCUCGGCGCUCAUUCCUGGGCUUCCGCAAGCAAGAAACCAAGCAAAGAAGCUCCUCCAUCACCAUGGUACAAACUGACCAACGGAGCACUUUCUCCGCCUCGACACAUUUCUGCUUUUCAAAUAGAUCUUGAGGUAACAAAGCCUCAGGUCAGGACAGUAGACACUGAAAGCCAAGUUCACAUGCAGCAGCACAUUCAACAGGCUUCUAGUCUAAGUGCCAUGUAG
This is a messenger RNA of Rhinichthys klamathensis goyatoka, 1875 nucleotides long. Its product is annotated as hormonally up-regulated neu tumor-associated kinase homolog A-like. NCBI's taxonomy places the organism in Eukaryota, Metazoa, Chordata, Actinopteri, Cypriniformes, Leuciscidae. Gene Ontology annotation, molecular function: ATP binding; protein serine/threonine kinase activity. Gene Ontology annotation, biological process: protein phosphorylation; intracellular signal transduction. Gene Ontology annotation, cellular component: cytoplasm. The record is from RefSeq and is a predicted model, not a curated record.